Molecule: messenger RNA, 1848 nt
Organism: Centruroides sculpturatus (bark scorpion)
Lineage: Eukaryota; Metazoa; Arthropoda; Arachnida; Scorpiones; Buthidae
Product: T-box transcription factor TBX10-like
Exons: 8
Coding region: 315-1727 (470 amino acids)
Biological process (GO): regulation of transcription by RNA polymerase II; cell fate specification; positive regulation of DNA-templated transcription
Cellular component (GO): nucleus
Molecular function (GO): RNA polymerase II cis-regulatory region sequence-specific DNA binding; DNA-binding transcription factor activity, RNA polymerase II-specific
Source: RefSeq, a predicted model, not a curated record
UUCCGGAAGCGGCGGAAUGCAUCUUCCACAUCCGCCGCUGGCGGAAGGCGUGUCGAUCCAGGUGUCUGGUCUCGGUCGACCAAUCGGAGAGAUGGAGGGGGUCGGAACGGUCCGCAUCCCCUCCCCCAAACUCCGCCGGGGGUGAACGCGCCAAGCGAGGGGGAAGGCGUGACGCCGAAGACUAACGUUCCUCCUAGGUCGAUCCGAUUGGCGGAGACAGAGCGAGGGGCGGAGCGUCGGCGUGCUUCUCCAACGGGAGGGAGCGGAGGGCGAUAAGGCGACGAAGAUCGUCGAUAGCCGGAUCGAGCCUUCGGAUGGAUAUCGACCCGGCUUAUUCGUGUCGCUGCAAUCCGUUCAGCAUCGCCUCUUUGAUGUCGGACAACGCUGCCGAGUCUUUCCUGGCUCCGCUGGCCGUCGCACGCGCCUCCGAAUGUUGCUACGACUGGUCACUUCCGGCCGCGGCUCCGACGCCCGCCGUCGAUCCCGUCCCGUGCCCCAACACCCCCGUUAAGGAGAUGGAAGCGUGCCUCCUCAGUGUUACCAAAGACUUGUAUCAUUACAACGGGGCAACCUACAGGCUGCAAGAGUGCGAAGAGAUCAUCGAUCCCGUGGGCGAAGAGAAGAGCCUGGACGACGGCGGAGUGGCGGAAGGCGAAGACGACUCGGAAAACAGAGAAAAGAAGCCUCUUCACCCCAAAUUGGUCACGGUGACCGCCACGUUGGAGAUGAAGACCCUGUGGGACGAAUUCAACGAAUUAGGCACGGAGAUGAUCGUCACCAAGGCCGGAAGGCGCAUGUUCCCCACUUUCCAAGUCAAGUUGUACGGCAUGGACCCUCUAGCCGACUACAUCCUGAUGAUGGACUUUGUGCCGGUGGACGACAAGAGAUACCGUUACGCUUUCCACAGUUCCAGCUGGAUCGUGGCGGGGAAGGCCGACCCCAACAUGCCGCCCAGGAUCCACGUGCAUCCCGACUCUCCCGCCAAAGGUACGCAGUGGAUGAAGCAGGCGGUGAGCUUCGACAAGCUCAAACUCACCAACAAUCAACUGGACGACAACGGACACAUCAUUCUGAACUCGAUGCAUCGUUAUCAACCCAGGUUUCACGUGGUCUCCAUCAAUCCCAAGGGGGAGGACGUUUCCAGGACGGAGAACUUCAAGACUUUUAUCUUCCCCGAGACGAAAUUUACUGCCGUAACGGCCUAUCAGAACCACAGGAUCACCCAGCUGAAGAUCGCCAGCAACCCUUUUGCUAAAGGUUUCCGCGAUUGCGACCCCGAAGAAUGGUCGAUAUCUUCGAGCGUGGUCGAGAUGUUAACUUACUUCCCUCCGGCUCAGAGACACAGGGGUCAACACAGGUCGACUUCUCUUCAGCUGUUGCCCGUGAGUCCCGCGUCGUCCUUUGGCGGCAAGAUGGAGAAAGAUGACGAGAAGGAACAUCCCGGCUCCACCAACCCUCUGUUUUCCAGGAUGAACAACGUCCCCGUUUCGCCCGGUUUGCACGUGCCACGUCCCGAUCAGUCGCAGUGUUCCGUCAACCAGCCCUACGCCACGGAUUUGUGCAAUUACGGCCCGACCUACGACAACUACGUGUACCCCGUAAAGACUAGGAGCAGCCCCUAUCCGCGUCCUCAAGCGCCUUACACGGGUUACGGUUCCACCCCUAACUACAACGGCCUCUACCCCAGUCGAACGAGACAGAACAGUUACGAAUACAACCCCAGAUGAGGGGUGUCGAGUCGGGUAAACUCUCAACUUCUGUACAGUUAAACGCGGAUGUUUCCGCGCGGGGAUAAAUUUGACAAGAAAUGUAUUUUUUUGAGUAAAAUAUUGUUAUAUUCUAUCUUAA